Hemicordylus capensis (graceful crag lizard) is the source of this 1659-nucleotide messenger RNA. RefSeq names its product DnaJ heat shock protein family (Hsp40) member B11 (gene DNAJB11). NCBI's taxonomy places the organism in Eukaryota, Metazoa, Chordata, Lepidosauria, Squamata, Cordylidae. The coding region runs from base 127 to 1203 and encodes 358 amino acids. The record is from RefSeq and is a predicted model, not a curated record. Gene Ontology annotation, molecular function: misfolded protein binding. Gene Ontology annotation, cellular component: endoplasmic reticulum. The transcript is spliced from 10 exons. Gene Ontology annotation, biological process: protein maturation; protein folding.
GUGGAGUGAGCUGUGCAGGGCUGUGAUUGGCGGGUUUGCUUCACCGGGUGCUGCUCUUCCAUGCCUCUGGUUACCGGCGGAUGAGCGAGGUGGGGUGUGUGGAACUUGCUCGACGAGACCCCCGCCAUGUCCCCUCGCUCCCUUGGCGGGCUCCUUCUACUGCUGCUGUGCCUGCUUGGGGCCGCCGUCGCCGGGAGAGAUUUCUACAAGAUCUUGGGAGUGCCUCGCAGUGCAUCUGUUAAAGACAUUAAAAAAGCCUACCGAAAACUGGCCCUGCAGCUUCACCCAGACCGGAACCCUGAUGAUCCACGUGCACAGGAGAAAUUUCAGGAUCUUGGGGCAGCCUAUGAGGUGUUGUCGGAUGAAGAAAAACGAAAGCAGUAUGAUGCAUAUGGAGAAGAGGGAUUAAAGGAGGGUCACCAGAGUUCCCAUGGAGACAUUUUUUCACAUUUCUUUGGAGACUUUGGCUUCAUGUUUGGAGGCAAUCCUCGUCAGCAAGACAGGAACAUUCCAAGAGGAAGUGACAUCGUUGUGGACCUAGAAGUUACACUGGAAGAAGUGUAUUCAGGAAAUUUUGUGGAAGUGACUCGAAACAAACCAGUAGCAAGGCAGGCACCAGGCAAGCGGAAAUGCAAUUGCCGGCAGGAGAUGAGGACGACCCAGCUGGGCCCAGGGCGUUUCCAGAUGACCCAAGAAGUUGUCUGUGAUGAAUGUCCCAAUGUCAAACUUGUGAAUGAAGAGCGAACCCUGGAAGUGGAGAUAGAACCUGGUGUGAGGGAUGGCAUGGAAUAUCCCUUUAUUGGGGAAGGUGAACCUCAUGUUGACGGGGAGCCAGGUGACUUGCGCUUCCGAAUAAAAGUUCUCAAGCACCCAGUCUUUGAACGAAGAGGGGAUGAUUUAUAUACAAACGUAACUAUCUCUCUGGUCGAGGCUCUAGUGGGCUUUGAAAUGGAUAUUGCCCAUUUAGAUGGGCAUAAGGUCCAUGUUGCCCGUGAUAAAACUACAAAGCCUGGUGCCAAGCUGUGGAAGAAAGGAGAAGGUCUUCCUAACUUUGACAACAACAAUAUUAAAGGCUCUCUAAUAAUUACAUUUGAUGUGGAUUUCCCCAAAGAGCAGCUGACAAGUGAACAGCGGGAAGAUCUCAAGCAACUGUUGAAGCAGGCAUCUGUGCAGAAGGUGUACAAUGGACUGCAGGGAUAUUAAGACCAGUAGAAUGGACAUGGACUAUAUUGCAAAUGAGUGAAAUCAGUGCUGUAAACUGCAGUCUCUUCUUCUGGUCAUUCUAGAACAAAGCUGAGGGAUGUUGGAGACCACUGAGACCUCUAUUUUUACAAACAGUAAGGAUAAUUCUGGGAUGGAUCAGAAGAUGGUAAAAGAAACGUCCUUAUUCAGGAUGCAACUGGUGCUGCCUACUUGGAGCAGUCAGGCUCCAGAAGCAAAAGAUGUGAGGGGUUUUAACAAAAGUACCAAGUUGAAAUUCUGGUUUAAAAAUAUAUUUUGUUGUUGUUUUUCCUUGCCCUUCUGAAUGAAUUUUCAUAACGUUUGUUUUUACUGUCCCUCUAUUUUCCCUGUAUCAUUUGUUUUGUCAUUGCACUUCAUGGGAUGUUUGCUAAAAACAUUUUGGCUUACUGCGUUGGUUAAAACAAUUUUCUAAACCUC